Messenger RNA from Saccoglossus kowalevskii, 1511 nucleotides. RefSeq names its product uronyl 2-sulfotransferase-like. The record is from RefSeq and is a predicted model, not a curated record. Gene Ontology annotation, cellular component: membrane. Lineage: Eukaryota; Metazoa; Hemichordata; Enteropneusta; Harrimaniidae. Gene Ontology annotation, molecular function: sulfotransferase activity.
AGAUGUUCUUGGUUGAGAAUUCGUUAUCGACUGCUCAGAUGGGAACGACAUCUUUCAUUAUGUCUUGUUUAACAUGAUUUUCAGAAAGUGGACGAUUGCAUCCAGUGUGUCUCGUUGUGCAGGCGUUUCUUUGUCGCAGUAACCGACCCUCCCUCCCUGCAGGUUAAUAAUGCUCGCAUCUGAACACCCACGCCUGCUCAUCGGACUGUAAAUGUUCUUCGUAUACGUGCCCCCUUGUCGUGUGCAUGGUAGCUUUCGACGGGGCUUGUUUUUUUAGACGGAGUCCACCAAAGAUGUAUUCCUUGACGCUUUCGAAAGGGACUGAGAGCGGUUCUCAUCAUAAGCUUUGAUGACAUAUAAUGGUGUACGAUAUAGACAGUGACAGAUAUAAUUACCACCACAAUUCCAAAAUGCCGAGGCUAAGACGAAUAUUUCUUUCACCGAGUAGAUUUCUAUUAACAGUAGCCACGAUAUCAGCGUUCGGGUUUUAUUUAUAUACUUCUAAUUUGACUGCAAACUCGAGAUUUGUCGACAAUGGAGUUCUUGACAGGCGCCUCGAGAAAUUCGUAGCUGAUGACAACACCGGGGAUAGCAUGGACUUUAAACCGGAAACCGGGCUGCCAUUGGACUUGAACUACACGAGAAAUAUCAGCAAACUGAUUUUCAACAGAGUUGGAAAAUGCGGUAGUCGCAGUAUGGUCCAUACCAUCGAUAUUUUAGCCAGGAAGAAUAAUUUUCCUAAUAUGAAAAGCCAAGUGUUCACACAGAAGCGGUUGAACGAACAGGAACAAGCCGAAUUUGUGGCUGAGGUGGACGUACUCGACCCACCGUACAUCUACAAUCGCCAUAUCGAUUACGUCGACUUUUCAAGAUUUGGUUCCGAACAGCCUUACGGGAUCAAUUUAAUCCGUGAUCCUUUAGAUAGAACUAUUUCCUUCUAUUAUUAUACACGGUUCGGCGAUGCUACCUAUCAGCGAGAAGCCGGUGCCACCAUGAAAGAUCUCAACCAAACGUUCGAUGAGUGUGUCCUGUUUGAUAAAGAAGAGUGUAGUACCAACAACACGUUUCGAAUCAUACCGUACUUCUGUGGACAAGACGACAUGUGCCGAGUGCCAUCCAGGUGGGCGUUGGAGACGGCAAUCCGCCACGUUGUCAAGGACUACGUCUUCGUAGGUAUACUGGAAGAUUUUGAAAACACUCUGCGUAUUUUGGAGAUCAUUAUGCCGCAGUUCUUUGGUGGAGCCAGCGAAGCCUACUCGACCAUUGUCACCAAGGGUGAUGUCCAAUCAUUCAAGUCCGUGUCCAGAAAAGAACCAGCCGAAGUGGCCACUACCAUCAUGAAACAACGCAUGGCCUAUGAAUACGAGUUCUACGAUUUUGUUAAACGGCGAAUGGAACUGAUUAAGAAACAAUUACACUUAACUUAAUUAAAUUGGAGGGGGAAGGGAUAGUGUGUCUAUGAGUUUGAACUUGAAUAAUACAACAGUUGUAAAGCACAUACUCAAAGAAAA